AUGCCAUCCUCACCGACAUCAUCCAACGUCUCCGCGCAACCCUUGAACUCUUCCGACCUCGAAUCCGACCUUCUCAACCACCUCGCCUCCACACACGCGCUCGACGACCUACACACAAACCUCCUCUCCACACUGCAACGACUCGGCUGGACCGAGAAGAUCAGGCGGCUAUCGACGGAACUCCUCCGCGCAAACCGGUGCGAGCGCUUUGACGACGUCGUCGAGGCAGUCGUUGCCUCGGCGCAGGGCCGCUCGCAUCCGUUCCUGGUAGAUUCGGACUCCGAAAAUAGCUCCGGCGCGCGCGCAAACCACACGCACAAUGCGAAUGGGGAUGUGGACGGGGUGGAAGGCAACGGCGGCUACUCGUUCGAGAAUGCGGAUGUGCGGAUUCCGAGCGUUGUUGUUGAACAGGGGUAUCGCGCGAUUAAGGACUUGUUGAGGGAGGUGGUUAUCCUUGAGGAUGAGGGGGAUGGGGCAGGGAGUAGUAGCGGCCCUACGAGCUCGAGUGGAAAUAUCGCCGUUGAGGUGGUGGGAGAAAGUGCGGCGAAACGGCAGGGCGACAAGCCGAUUAAUGGUGAUACAAGUCCGACCAAGAAGGGAGACAAGAAGGUCAAACAAGGAAAGCAGACGAAAUGA
Messenger RNA from Aspergillus mulundensis, 636 nucleotides. RefSeq lists its product as uncharacterized. The transcript has a single exon. Lineage: Eukaryota; Fungi; Ascomycota; Eurotiomycetes; Eurotiales; Aspergillaceae. The record is from RefSeq and is a predicted model, not a curated record. The coding region runs from base 1 to 636 and encodes 211 amino acids.